CUAUGACGUCAGUGGUAAAACCUGCUCCGGCUGGGUGUCUGUCCGCCUGAAAGUGAAGUGUGUUCGGCGUGCGUCGGAGUUUUACCCCCCCCUUCCCUCCCCCGUCUUUUGUUCAGUGUUGUUGUCGGCUUUUAAACUUCACUGACGAGCUUUUACGUUACUGCUUUUAAAACCCAGCCUUGUAGACGAUAUAUGGGAGGUUUUUUUCUAAAAGUUCCUGAAGUGCUCUCCGAGGAACCGGCGGACGACGGAAACUACCAGACCAGAGAUGGAUAAGCUAACCGAUAGCUGAGUUGCUAGCCGAGAAUCACAGGUCAAGAAUAGGAUCAAGCUAGCAUGCUAACCGCUAGCUGAUUUAGCAUUAUAUUGCCUAACCGAGCUACUUCGUCAACCUGUAACGUCCGAACUUCUCUCUGUUAUUUCUCGGGCCCGACCGCUAACGUUACACCGUGGACAUUUUGUCGGAGGCCAGCUAACCCAGGAAGAAGCCUCAGGUCUGCUUUUUAAAGAGGGGAAAGACACAAGUGUUGCCGAGAGCAUGCUGUCCAACGCUCAGAACCAGCCACUGUUUCCCAACCCGUCGGGGCAGCAGAACCCGGGCGGGCAGCAGAACACUACAGGCCAGUUCCUCCCCUUCCACGCUCGACCCUCCUUACAGAUCAAGAAGAAUGCCAUAACAGACGACUACAAGGUAACCAGCCAGGUGCUGGGGCUGGGCAUCAACGGCAAGGUGCUGGAGAUCUUCCAGAAGAAGACCGGAGACAAGUAUGCGCUGAAGAUGCUGCAGGAUUGUGCCAAGGCCCGUAGGGAAGUGGAGCUGCACUGGAGGGCUUCUCCCUGUGCCAACAUUGUGCGCAUCAUUGAUGUCUAUGAGAACCUCUAUCAGAGCAGGAAGUGUCUGCUUAUUGUCAUGGAGUGCAUGGAUGGUGGUGAGCUUUUUAGUCGAAUCCAGGACAGAGGAGAUCAGGCCUUCACAGAGCGAGAGGCGUCUGACAUCAUGAAAAACAUCGGCGAGGCCAUUCAGUUCCUGCAUGCCGUCAACAUUGCUCACAGAGACGUCAAGCCAGAGAACUUACUGUAUUCCUCAAAGAGGCCCAACGCCCUGCUCAAACUCACAGAUUUUGGCUUUGCCAAGGAAACCACCUCCCACAACUCUUUAGCUACUCCGUGCUACACCCCCUACUAUGUUGCUCCAGAAGUUCUUGGCCCAGAGAAAUAUGACAAGUCAUGUGACAUGUGGUCACUGGGUGUCAUUAUGUAUAUCCUGUUGUGUGGAUACCCUCCUUUUUAUUCAAACCACGGUUUAGCCAUCUCUCCUGGGAUGAAGAAGAGGAUCAGGAUGGGCCAAUAUGAGUUUCCAAACCCUGAGUGGUCUGACGUAUCAGAGGAAGCAAAACAACUGAUUAGGACUCUCCUUAAGACUGAGCCAACGCAGAGGAUGACCAUCACCGAAUUCAUGAAUAAUCCCUGGAUCAAUCAAUCGAUGGAGGUUCCCCAGACCCCACUUCACACCAGCCGGGUGCUAAAGGAGGAGAAGGACGCGUGGGAGGAUGUCAAGGAGGAAAUGACCAGUGCCUUGGCAACAAUGAGAGUCGACUACGAGCAAAUCAAGAUCAAGACCAUUGAGGACUCGACCAAUCCCCUGCUAACAAAAAGGAGAAAGAAAGCCAGUCACUCCAUGCCGGACCCCCAAUCUGCUGCCCACUGAGAGUUGCACACAUGCAUGCACAUCCAGACACAGGUUGUAAAAAGGAAGCAAUAAUUUGUCGACACGUGAGUCACGUUGCAUGGGUUUUUCUCAGUGUUUUAUUUUUCAUUGCAAAUUCUAAUGUUUUGUAGGAGCGUUUGUUUUUCUUACUCUACCGUUUUAACAAAACCACCCCUCUGUUCCGGCAGAGGUGAUGUUUAUCUGUUUUUUACACCAGUGAAGAGAUUAUGAAUUAUAGAGACAGGGAGGAUUGUGAAUCGGUGAGAUCCUUCCUUUCCCUAAUAUCAGGUUGUGUACUCGGAGGGGCUUGAAUGUACAAAUAGGACAUGAAGCCCUCAGCAUUAGCAUUAGUUCAGUCUUCGUCCUGCAGUCCCUUCCUAGCUCUAACCCCAAACUCGUAAAUGUAAAAAAAAAAAGGCUAAAUCCCAAAAAUAAAAUCAAGGGAAGUUUUCUUUUACCUACAUGCAAAGUUAGAAGAUGUAUUUUAGACUGACAAGUGGAAUGUAAGGACUCUGUCCCUGACUGUUGGAUUUAGCUGGUAAAGUGGCGGUGUCUGUCAGGUCCAGUUUGUCUUGAUGAAUGUGGAACAGCGGCCUAUGCACUCACAAGGGCCAUGUGCCGCUCUGACAGAGCACCUCUCUAGUGGCCCCGCUCUCCUACCUUUAAUCUACGCUUGUUUUUCAGGUACAUAGUUUAUUGGGCAGAGAAGGACGCCAUUUUAAAAUGCAGGAACUGGCUUGACCAUUCUCCCGCAUGUAGCUCAUAAGAGAGUAGGAGCCGACCAAUACUGUAUUUUUUCAUGGACUUUAGCGUAGGCGUUAGCGCAGGCCUUACAGAGUGUUGCCAAAGCAGCAAAUUACUUUUACCCCCUACCUACCUGUUUGGUUCAAGCUUUUUACCAAUGUUAUUGUUCUCGAUUGGUAACAUUGCCAGAUUAUAUUUCAGGUUAAUGCUAUGCAGAUGUGUGUCAGCUUGUACUGCUAGAACGUUUUUUUUCUCUGUUGGUUUUUGUUUGCAAAUGUGUUGGAGAGAUGUGCAACAUUGUGUUAAUGUUUCUAUAAGCAGUAACAUAGUAUCAAGGGAAUACUGGGCAAGCUGUGAGGGUCUCUGAGAAGAUUGUUUAACUGCUGCUGUAGCUCAACAGUCAGGAGGCUCAGUGGGACGGGUUUGGUGACAUGCUAGUGUUCUCCAACGUUUUUCCUCCCUACCUCCUGGAGGAGUGAUGGGAAGUGAGAAUUACUCGAGAGCUGCUCCUUGUCCCAGAAUAGGAACUCUCAUCGUACUGACAUAGGGAUGUGGUCGGGUUCUCAUCAAUGGUCUUUUCAACCCAAUUGGACGCUUCCACCUCACACAGGAUCAUGGGGAGUGAUUGUGUUCAUUUUGUCAGUUCACCUUCACUCCGAAAAUCCCCGACACAUUACCGGUCGCUUGGCACCUACAAAUAUCCCAUUGUAAGAAUGUUCAUUGAGAGUUUGACUUGAGUGGGUCCUCCCAGCUUUUUUCUUUUUGGCCCCUUCAACACAAUUUUUGUAGUGGAAGUGCAGAAAUUGCUGUUACUGAUUCUGUUAAACUCCACCUGCCGUACUUUGGUUUGCUUUAGCUUUCGAUUAAAAAACACUCAAACACAA
This is a messenger RNA of Gasterosteus aculeatus aculeatus (three-spined stickleback), 3336 nucleotides long. RefSeq names its product MAPK activated protein kinase 2a (gene mapkapk2a). Gene Ontology annotation, molecular function: protein kinase activity; ATP binding. The record is from RefSeq and is a predicted model, not a curated record. Gene Ontology annotation, biological process: protein phosphorylation. NCBI's taxonomy places the organism in Eukaryota, Metazoa, Chordata, Actinopteri, Perciformes, Gasterosteidae.